Molecule: messenger RNA, 3516 nt
Organism: Pelodiscus sinensis (Chinese soft-shelled turtle)
Lineage: Eukaryota; Metazoa; Chordata; Testudines; Trionychidae
Source: RefSeq, a predicted model, not a curated record
UCAACAGUAUCUGUCGACAAAACUUCUGUCGACAAAAGCCUGUAGUCUAGAUGUACCCAGAGAGAUCAGGCCAUAAAUACCCCUGCAGUAACGACUGCAGGUACCUCAUCAUCUACGACUCAUUCUGGAAACUGAACUCACGUGCUGCUCUCUGACAAGAGGCAGGAGGUCCAUCCGAGGCAGGCAUCGUAACAGCAUUCGUCAUCCUCUACCUGGUCAAUAGAGAGAUGCUGCUACACCUGAUCGGUAUGCGGGGAGUCUGAGUCCCCCCCUCCCCCCCAGCCUGACUGACCAUGGACACCGAAACCGUGCAGCCCCCGGAAGCCGCCCUGACGGUGAACGAGCAAGUCAUCGUGAUGUCGAGUCACGAGACUAUCCGAGUGCUGGAGGUGGGAGUGGAUGCCCCGCUUCCAGCAGAGGAUGAUGGGAAAGCUUUGGAAGCAACUGCUGGAGAGGUGGCAAGCGGCUGCCCCGUGGAAAGAAGUGAUCCAGCAAGACAAGGCAUGCAGCCAAACCAAGAGGCCACUGGUGGAGAGACAGCUGGCGAAGUAAAGUCGUUGCCUGGAAUAGCUCCCCCCAGCAUCUCCUCCAUCACCACCUUCAACCAAGCCACGAGCCAGCCGACCCAAGCCCUCACUCCUUUGGCCGUCCAAGCCGCGCCGCAGGUCUUGACUCAGGAAAACUUAGCCACAGUUGUGACAGGAGUAAUGGUUCCCGCAGGGGCAGUUACUCAACCUCUUCUUAUCCCCAUCAGUAUUGCAGGUCAGGUGACAAGCCAGCAGGGGCUGGCUGUGUGGACAUUUCCUACAGCAACGGUCGCUGCCCUGCCCGGACUGACUGCGGCUUCUCCUACAGGGGGAAUUUUCAAACCACCUUUAGCCAAUCUGCAAGCUGCGGCAGUGCUGAACACGGCCAUCCCCCCCGCCCGCCCCUCCUGCCCCACCCCGCCGCCGCCCCGCCGCCCUAAGGAGCUGGAAUCCCGGCAGGCCAACCUGCCCGUUGGGCAGUCAGUACUGACGGAGCAGCUCGCAAAAUGGGGCCUGAUUGCCAAGCCCAUGGAGACGCAGACGCAAAUCACGGUCCAGCCUGCGGGAUUUGCCUUUAACCCUGGCAUAAUCUCCGCGGCUUCUCUUGGGGGGCAAACCCAGCUCCUCAGCUCGCUGGCCGCCGCCCCCGUGAUCGCAAACACCAUUCCCAGCGUCCAGGGGAUAACGAGCCAGAUCCUGACCAACGCCCAGGGACAGGUCAUUGGGACACUGCCCUGGGUGGUGAACCCGGCUGGCAUCACGACGGCCAGCCCCGCCCCUGCUGCCUUGCCGGCCCAGAACCUGCAGGUACAGGCGGUGACCCCGCAGCUGCUGCUGAACGCCCAAGGGCAAGUCAUCGCGACCUUAGCCAGCAGCCCCAUCCAGACGGCGGCCAUCAGGAAACCUGGCGCCCCGGAGUCCCCGGCAAAGAACGAGAUUCAGCCAAUCCAGCCUGCCCCUGCUCUGUCCCAGCCGGCGGUGGUCAUCGCAAACCCAGCCCCCGCCGCUAAGCCCUCCUCUGUGCCUGUUCCCAUCACCUGCUCGGAGACCCCGACAGUGAGCCAGCUGGUCUCCAAGCCUCAGGCUCCACACGCGGGCGCGGAGGAGGACGGCAUCAACCUGGAGGAGAUUCGGGAGUUUGCCAAGAACUUCAAGAUCCGACGCCUGUCUCUGGGCCUGACGCAGACCCAGGUGGGCCAGGCGCUGACGGCGGCGGGAGGGCCGGGCUACAGCCCUCAACGCCUACUUCGAGUCGAGAAGCUGGACAUCACGCCCAAGAGCGCCCAGAAGCUGAAGCCCGUGCUGGAGAAGUGGCUGAGCGAGGCCGAGCUGCGGAACCAGGAAGGGCAGCAGAACCUGAUGGAGUUCGUGGGCGGGGAGCCCUCCAAGAAACGCAAGCGCCGCACCUCCUUCACGCCCCAGGCCAUCGAGGCCCUCAACGCCUACUUCGAGAAGAACGCUCUGCCCACCGGCCAGGAGAUCACCGAGAUCGCCAAGGAGCUCAACUACGACCGCGAGGUCGUCCGGGUCUGGUUCUGCAACCGCCGGCAGACGCUCAAAAACACUAGCAAACUCAACGUCUUUCAGAUCCCCUAGCGGGCAGGUGGGAGGAGAAGGCCCUGCCCGGCCUGCCCCGAGCACUUUGUGACUUACUGGUCCCAAGGGCUUGUCCCUGCCCAUCCUCACUCCCCGCCACUAGCCCAGCUCCGCUGACUGCCACCGGGCGCUACUUCCUCCGUCGUGCCCCUCACAGGAUCUGACCGUGCACACGUCGGAGGUCGCGCGCCUCGCUCCUUCCUUCUCCCGAGUGUAACCUGUCGUGAGUACCAGAGCUGCCGAGGGGAUGUCCCCAGCUCCCUUCCCCCCACGGGGGGGUCGGCGUGGGGCAGGGCACAAGGAGUCCCGUGAUCUGUGCAUUGCUGUGCCCCACAACCCCGCCAGUAACACGCGCGGCGUUUUUCUUUUCCGGAAUUUCCUGUUUCCCCCGGGUGGGCGUCCGCGAAGAGGCAGACGUGAAGCCGGUUCCGUUGCAAUCCCUUGUUUAUUUCGUGCGCCCGGCUGUCCCGUGUGAGACACGAGUCCUCGGGAGCGAACGGCACCCCGGCAGAGCAGCUUCAUUGGCGUCCCGCCGCCUGUGAGCGCAAAGCACGAUGCCUGGGGUACGGCGAGCUGCUAGCGUUCGGGGUCGCUGCAUCGUUUCAGGAGCGGGUUGCUCCCUUCCUCACCUCGUUUGCCAGCGGAGAACCGGCCGCCCGCGUCCUGAUAUCUCCCCUGCCCACCGGUGGGAAACGGAAGGCUAAAUUGCACUAAAUGGGAUUGUUUCGUAGGAAGAAAUGGUCAGAACAGGCCGGGCCAAGCAAAUUCUUCACCAAAGUGACGUCCGUCCGUCUUUUGUUUGCAUCGGUUCCUUCUGACGUCAAGCCUGACAGUCUGAGCCUGGCAUCGGGGGGGGUCUAAAGGCCGCUGUGGUUUGGGGUGUGGAACCAGCCCUGUUAGCUGGGAGACACAAACUACUCUUAAGUCGUCUCACCUGCAGAGGGGAGUUCUGCUGCGGGAGCCCGAACUAGCCAAGGUUCAUUUACCUUCCUGUUGCAGGGUUCUAUGCCUGCCUUUCGGGCCUGGCUUUUCUGAAGGGGGAGACCUGGAACAUGAAAGAACCGGACUCUUGCUGAGGCCCAAAGGGGGAUGGGGACAUAGGAGCAGCCCUCCCGGCUGUAAGAGGGGCAGAGCAUCUGGCAAUUGUCUUGUCAAAUUGCCAGCCGGAAGGGGGCCUGCCAGCCCUCCUCCCCGGUGGAAAAUGGCCGGGCAAAGGACAGAGAGCGUAGCACAGAGACAAACCAGGCCAGGGAUGAGGGUGGGGGAAGGAGCAGCCUUCAGCUUUGAACUACAGCCUUUGAACUACGCACUUUCCCCUCCUUGUGCGGCUCAACAGUCAGGGGACACUCCCGUCUGUUCCGCUACUGCCAGCCUUUUAGAGCACAUCCGACGU